This is a messenger RNA of Penicillium argentinense, 1317 nucleotides long. RefSeq names its product glycoside hydrolase family 76 protein. The coding region runs from base 1 to 1317 and encodes 438 amino acids. The record is from RefSeq and is a predicted model, not a curated record. The transcript is spliced from 2 exons. Gene Ontology annotation, molecular function: mannan endo-1,6-alpha-mannosidase activity. Gene Ontology annotation, biological process: fungal-type cell wall biogenesis; carbohydrate catabolic process. Lineage: Eukaryota; Fungi; Ascomycota; Eurotiomycetes; Eurotiales; Aspergillaceae.
AUGUCUGUGGUGCACCCAGAAUCGAUUAAAUCUGCGGCUAGUACAAUUGCGUACGAUCUCGUCACCUUCUACUCCGGCAACAACUCGGGCGAUGUCCCUGGCAACCUCCCCGAUCCAUACUACUGGUGGGAGGCGGGCGCCUUCUUCGGUGCCCUCGUCAACUACUGGGCCUUCACGGGAGACACAACCUACAAUGAAAUCACGGUUCAAGCAAUCACCCACCAAGCAGGAGAUAAAGGUGACUUUAUGCCAAAAAACCAGACAUACACUGAGGGCAAUGAUGAUCAGUGCUUCUGGGCACUCACCGCGAUGGCGGCGGCAGAGCGCAACUUUACCAACCCUUCGUCAGAUACGCCGGGCUAUCUUUCCAUGGUCCAGGCUGUUUUCAAUGAGCAGACGCACCGAUGGGAUAUGACAAGCUGUAAGGGAGGCCUGCGCUGGCAGAUCUACACUUGGAAUGCGGGUUACGAUUACAAAAACACCAUUUCCAAUGGCUGUUACUUCGACAUUGCCGCUCGGCUGGCUCGCUAUACCGGCAAUGCGACAUACGCAGAAUGGGCCACCAAGGUCUGGGACUGGUCAAAGAGGGUCGGCUUGAUCACCCCCGACUGGCAGAUCUACGAUGGCACGACGCAUGCGUCCAACUGUUCUUCGUAUGACCGCACCCGGUGGUCCUAUACUGCUGGUAUUUAUCUCCACGGCGCUUCGGUGAUGUACAACUAUACUUCCUCGCUAUCCUCAAACCUAUCAGGAUCAUCCAACACAUCUGCGUUGUGGCGAACACGUCUGGACGGACUCUUGACUGCCACGAAUCAUUUCUUUUCUAAGAAUGUGAUGUACGAACCGCCGUGUGAGCUGAUCGGUAAAUGUAAUGUCGAUCAGUUAUCUUUCAAGGCGUACAUGUCUCGCUGGAUGGCAGAUGUCACUCAGCUGGCGCCUUAUACAUACGACACCAUCAUGAACAAGCUCCGGGUCACGGCGCAGGCGGCCGUCGCACAGUGUCAGGGUGGAGACUCGGGUACCUACUGUGGCCAUCGCUGGUCGAGCGGCACCUAUGAUGGGUCCACGGGUGUGGGCCAGCAAAUGGGUGUUCUAGAUGUUUUGCAGGGGCUUCUCGUGACCGGCAUCGGUGGGCCUGUAACUUCCUCCACGGGCGGUUCGAGCGAGGGAAAUAGUGCUGCGGGAACUGAGUCUGACGAGACUGAUGAAGAGAUUCGCUUUUCCGCCAUCACAAAUAGAGACCGUGCGGGCGCAGCGAUUGUCACAGCGGUUGUUGUGGGCUUGAUAAUCGCGGCGACCUAUAUAAUGAUCACCUGA